AUGGGUUUCGUGUAUCAGUUCUUUUUGCAGGUAAAGCAAGAUGUCUUACAAGGGCGUUUGCCUUGUCCUGUCAACAUUGCUGCUCAGUUGGGAGCUUAUGCAAUACAGGCUGAACUUGGAGACUAUGAUCCAUGCAAGAACACUGCAGGUUAUGUUUCAGAGUACCGUUUUGUUCCUGACCAAAAAGAAGAAUUAGAAGAUGCCAUAGAACAAAUACACAAGACUCUGACGUGCAAUUACAACUGAAUAUGGAUAUAGAUUCAAUAGUCACUACACCACAAGGGCAAGUCUACCAGACUUUUAACAUUUUCCUCUGAAGAAAAGCUGUUGAAAAUA
Messenger RNA from Thamnophis sirtalis, 336 nucleotides. The record is from RefSeq and is a predicted model, not a curated record. Lineage: Eukaryota; Metazoa; Chordata; Lepidosauria; Squamata; Natricidae.